AUGUUACAAACACACCACAGAAGCAGUAUUAGCCAACAUUCGCGAUCUGUGAGUCAGUUCAUGAACGAAGCAGAUGAGCUAUCAGACGCGGAACUAGUGAAGCAAGUCAACGAUAUCAAGCAGCAAAUACGAGUUCUCGCACUCGAAAACGAAAUAUUCGAGAAGACGAUAAUGAGACUCGAUCCAACGUUGAUGCACGGGAUACAGCAAGCGCUCGAGUUCGCUGCGAAAAUGCAGAGUGGCUCAUCACUAAACAUAAACAGCUUCGUCAAGUCGACGUCGAAACUCGGCAUGGAGUCUGUCACGAGUCCGUCAAGAAUGCUCACAAGUCCCUCAAAAGUUUCAGCGCGGCGCGUCGAUUCAUCAGCCAAGUUCAGUGGAACGGUCACCAUUGGUACAGGACCGAGGAUCAACGUCCUAGAAAGAUCCGAGCUGGUGUCAGUCGAGAUGGAAAUUCUUAUCAACACUCUAGAAAGAGCUAGAUACAAGGCGGCGAAGCAACACGCCUUACUAAAAGCACAAUUAGAAGAAAUCGAUCUUCGUGAAGUGGAAAUAAAGAAAGCGUGUGAGAUGUUUGAAAAGGAGGUCAUCAUUGACGGUUGGGAUAAAAUAGCUCAGAGGAUCCCCGCGGAGAUCUGGAUUCGAUUCAUGACGGAAUGGGUGAAGAUUAUCGAUGCGCAGAUUGGGAAGCUAAGACUACGGACCAGUACUUUAAACACGCAAUAUAGUAAGCUCAAAGGCCAGAUACGCGUGAAGGCUGAACUGAGCGAGAGCCUUCGUCCUGUGGACUUUGACAAGCUGAAGAUAGAAAAUAACGAAUGCGCAGAAAUCAUAGAUACGAAGAUAGUACAGCUGGCUGAAUUAAAAAAGAUGACUGGCGAUGCUAAUCUAAACUUAACAAUCCAUAAGAAACUAAUGAUGGAACAGAAUAGCUAUCUAACAAAUGUACUUAAGACGAUCAAACUAAAACAAAAACAGACCAAGGAGUUGGAUAAAGAGAGAGAUGUUAUCCGGGUUCAAGCUGAUAGUCUAGCUCAGAGGUUGGAUGAUGUUAAGAAGGUUAGACUGGCUUAUGAGGUACCAGAUGUUAUGGACUACGUGAAUAUAAAGUCGGAGGUGACGGAUUUGAAGAACAGCAUCAAAGUGCUGGAGAACAGAGUGCAUAUACAGCAGAUAGCGCUCGCGUCCCUGAACAGGAAAUUGACUUUGAUGUUAAUGAGUUAG
Molecule: messenger RNA, 1224 nt
Organism: Leptosia nina
Lineage: Eukaryota; Metazoa; Arthropoda; Insecta; Lepidoptera; Pieridae
Source: the annotation of a GenBank genome assembly